AUGGCCUUGGAACUCGGGCUGAACAAACAACGCUUUGCAUUGGAAAACGAAAAUGGGGGGGUGGUCCUUGAGGAGUCUUGGAGAGGUACUUGGUGGCAGAUAUACGUCACGGAUGCCCAUAUCACGGGAAGCACACACACAUUUCCCUUCCGAACCAGCAAUGUUGAGAUGGAUGUGGAUCUACCGUGUAAGGAGGACGAGUAUGAGGCUGGCAAAAUCCCUCGUCCAAGGUCCUUGCAAGGAUACGAGAUGAGGGAGUUUUCAGGAGAUGACAGUCCAGGGCUAUCUUCCUUUGCGGAACUAGCUAGGCUGACUCGAAGCCUAGAUCUGGCGCUGGCGUCCCGACAACUCCAAGGUGUCGUCAAUGCGCAAGCGACCUGCGCCAACCUGGAUGCCACCCCUCACGGCAUGGCGAUCUUUGUUGCCAUCCUCGAAGAAGGAUAUUGUCCAUACGUCAUUGACGUCCAUCGUCAGCUUUCAAUGCUGGAAUAUACCCCGAUUGAAUCGAUCGCUCAUUGUGUACCACCUCCCCAAAUCGCCAUCCGGGGUUACAAUACGCAGGACCGUCAUCUGCAUACAGCGAAGGUGCUGCGCGCAAUCAAACAAUCCGACAAGCUUCUAACCCUUCCAACCAAUAUUGCCGCACAUACACCAUUUAUCAUCUGCAUGAUCUCUAAUAUCACCGUUGCCCAUCUUUCAGCGUGUCGUUUCGUCGUUCAAGGACAGCAAUUGAGGCCGGCCCGCUAA
Messenger RNA from Aspergillus alliaceus, 747 nucleotides. RefSeq names its product fungal specific transcription factor domain-containing protein. The transcript has 3 exons. Bases 1 to 747 code for a protein of 248 amino acids. Lineage: Eukaryota; Fungi; Ascomycota; Eurotiomycetes; Eurotiales; Aspergillaceae. The record is from RefSeq and is a predicted model, not a curated record.